GCGGGAGAUUCCUGCUUGACAGUGCACCAGCACUCGCCCGCUUGAGUCCCGUACUGAAUCUGAGAAAAGAGAAGAGAUGGAGGUCAGCGAGGUCAGUACAAAACAAUUCAUUUUUAAAGCGAAUACAUAAAAUCCCCAAACUGAAAACACUCAACUACUGUGAAGAGGGAUCACCAUGGCAUCUGUGAAGAUAUCCGUGGUCUCCAUAGAAUGAAUGCUAUCGACUUUGUUCAACAGGUCAAGGUUACUGGUCCAGUUAAAUGUCUCCAUGAAUAAACUGGAAAUAUCCAGCAAACAUUUCUAUAUUAAUUAACCGUUGGCUGGUGGACUUUUGCCAACAUCUAUUCAUUGCUGAAAAAUAGUUCCAAAUUGAAAUUUGAACCGAUGCUGCAGAUGACACCAUGACGAGGUAUCUCAUGAACAUUCCCUGGACAUCCUUGGUGCAGUUUCUAGCAAGUCGUGUCCCUGGUUUUACGAUGUUGACCCUGGAGACAGAGGAGAAAGUCUGAUUAGACUUCUAUUCCGCAUGAAAACAUCAACAUCUGUUCAUCUAUGGCUCAGUUUUUGCAGUCAUACCAUUGCUAGUUUUGACCAGGGAGAUAACGGCAGAGUUUCAUUUUUGCUGGGGCCGUAGCAUGGGGUGAUAAGGACUCUCCUUUGCUAUUCUCAAUGCAGAUGACUAGUGAUGGCCACAGCAUCACCUCAUCAUUUGUUGGAUGACAUAAUAAACUCUAAAGAACAACAGCAGGACCAACAGGAGGAGCAGGAAUUCUUGAGCUCGCUGGAGACUGUUGCUCUCACCAUUUUUCUCUCGAUCAUCAUUGUCAUGACAGUUUUCGGCAACCUGUUGGUCAUGGUGGCGCUCUGCAAGGACAGACACUUACGAAAGAAAAAGACAAACUACUUCAUUGUCUCGCUGGCAUUUGCUGACUUGCUGGUUGCUCUGGUUGUGAUGCCGUUCGCUGCCAUCGAACUGACUACUGGCCAGUGGCGCUAUGGAGAGAUUUUCUGCCUUGUGCGAACAUCUCUGGACGUCCUGUUGACUACAGCAUCUAUCCUGCACCUCUGCUGCAUUGCACUGGAUAGGUAUUAUGCCAUCUGCUGCCAGCCGCUGGUGUACAGACACAAGAUGACCCCAGUGAGAGUGGCAGUCAUGCUCAGUGGCUGCUGGCUCAUCCCCACAUUUAUCUCCUUUCUACCCAUCAUGCAAAGCUGGAACGCCAUCGGGAUCGAGGAUAUUAUUGAAGAGCGGCGAGCCUUGGUGGGAGGCUCUAACGACACAAGUUGCGUGUUUCUGGUUAACCGACCCUACGCCCUAAUCUGCUCUGCGGUGGCCUUCUAUGUGCCGCUGGGCCUCAUGGUCCUGGCCUACCAGCGUAUCUAUGUCACCGCCAUGACCCACGUGCGGCAGAUAGAGACACUUCAGCGUGCCGGCUCUGCUCCCGUCACCGGCACAGUUCCAGUCAUUCCUGUGAGGACAUCCACUUCCUCAGAUCCUCUGGAGCAUUAUCGCUUUAGGACAGCAACAGGUUCCUCCUCCUCGGAGCAGGUUCCCGUAGGUCAUAGCCGCAUGCGCAUUGAGACCAAGGCCGCAAAGACGCUGGCGGUUAUAAUGGGUUGUUUCUGCCUGUGCUGGGCUCCAUUCUUUAUCACCAACAUAGUGGACCCUUUCAUCCACUACUCAGUACCCUGGCAGCUGUGGACAGCCUGGCUGUGGCUUGGGUACAUUAACUCAGGGCUGAACCCUUUCCUGUAUGCCUUCCUGAAUCGAGCUUUUCGGAGGGCGUUUCUGGUCAUUCUCUGCUGCGGGGAUGAGCGGUACGCACGGCAGGGAAGCUGCUCCUAUGGACCAACCCACAGAGCGUGCUCAGCCGCAUCAGUCAAUGGGACAUCCAUGGCACUGAGAUUGUCCUUCCUGCCAAACCGGAGCUACAGCGACAACGGACGAACAAUUCUGGCCAAUGAGCAGGAGUCCCAGGACUCUCUUGGACCUCUAUGAGGAUGACUAUUUCAAAAGCAGAAAUGUGACCUUGUUAUCUGAUGUGAAAGGGGGAAACCUCUGAGGUGGACAUCCUGGCCUCUGUGGCAGUGAUUCAGUUCAAUCCAAUUUUAUUUAUAUAAAAUCCCAACAAGGGCCAAAUCCCAACAAACAGUCGCCUCAAAGCGCUUAGUGAUGCUGUCCCAUCUGGAUAUUCAGGCUAUGAUAAUGCAUCAUCAUUGUCUGAUUAAUCAUGCACCUUCUGAUGGUACCCAAGGAACUCUAAAGGUGUUCAUUAGCCAAGUGCAGAAGAUCACAUAUGACUCAUUUUAUAUGAAAAAAAGAAGCAUCAGAACUGACCUGUUGGUUAUUGAAUAGCUGGAUCAAUGGACUGUGUAAAUGCCGCUGAUACAUUUCCAGGCAUGCAUGCUCUUAUUCUAAAAUCCAAAGAACUAGUCUUACUAGUCCAAUGUCUGGCUC
Messenger RNA from Archocentrus centrarchus (flier cichlid), 2458 nucleotides. RefSeq names its product 5-hydroxytryptamine receptor 4. The transcript has 9 exons. Gene Ontology annotation, cellular component: plasma membrane. Lineage: Eukaryota; Metazoa; Chordata; Actinopteri; Cichliformes; Cichlidae. The record is from RefSeq and is a predicted model, not a curated record. Gene Ontology annotation, biological process: adenylate cyclase-activating adrenergic receptor signaling pathway; regulation of appetite; positive regulation of MAPK cascade. Bases 686 to 1999 code for a protein of 437 amino acids. Gene Ontology annotation, molecular function: G protein-coupled serotonin receptor activity.